Messenger RNA from Procambarus clarkii (red swamp crayfish), 2077 nucleotides. Lineage: Eukaryota; Metazoa; Arthropoda; Malacostraca; Decapoda; Cambaridae. The record is from RefSeq and is a predicted model, not a curated record.
CGACGCCUCUGAGUGGUCCCGUGGUGGCGGUGCUGGUGAUCCUGGUGCUGGUGCUCCUGGUGGCGGUCACGGCCGCGCUCCUCCACUACUUCCGCUACUUCCCACUCAUGAAGCACAGCACGUCCAUCGACCUGCCGUUGGUGGUGUCGCUUCCGCCAGACGUGAGUGUGGAGCGUCGCAUUCCCCUCUCCCAGCUCUCCUCCGCCGUCUGCACACUCCUCUCCCAGGGUCAGGUGGCACUGUCGCGGGAGUACGCGGAGCUGAAGGCGGUGUCGCCGAUGAAACCGUGGGAGUACGCGCUCCUCCCGCCCAAUAAGGUCAAGAACCGCUACAUCAACAUACUCCCGUUUGAUGAGACCCGGGUGAAGAUGAGGGAAUACCGCUCUAUUCCUUGCAGCGACUACAUCAACGCAUCCUACAUUCACGGUUACAACACGCCGAAGGAGUUCAUUGCUUGUCAGGGCCCUACUGAACACUGCAUCGAUGACUUCUGGCGAAUGGUGUGGGAGAAGAACGUUCACGUCGUGGUCAUGGUGACUCAGUGCGUCGAGAGGAACACAAGAAAAUGUAACAAAUACUGGCCCGACUUGACAGAGGCUGGUCUGGAGUUCAAACAGUCAAGACUGAGGUUGAGGACGCUACAGUUAAUCUUCCCUAAAGACUUUCGUUCCAACGAAUUGAUAACCAACUUAAAUUUAUUAAAGGGUUAUCGUUCCCGGAUUGUGCAACACUUCCACUUCAUCUCGUGGCCGGACAUGGGCUGCCCGGACACCCCAGAUGACCUCAUCCAGCUGGUGGAGACGGUGAGGAGCGCCGUGCCCGCCAACAGCUCCCAUGUCCUCGUCCACUGCAGCGCGGGCGUGGGGCGGACUGGAACCUUCAUCGGCCUCAAUAAUCUGAUCGACGAGAUGGCAGAAGAAGACAGCGUGGACGUCUUCCACACCGUGUACAGGAUGCGCCUCCACCGCGCCAACAUGGUGCAGACAGAGGCCCAGUACGCCUUUCUCUACAAGUGUAUCCUAAAGUACUACCUCAAUAGUAUAGGGCAAAGCGAGACUAUGUUUAUUGAGGAGAAGAAACCAGCAGCCAGCGACAUCCCAGACGUGAUCAACAACACCCCGGAGGCCAGGAACCCUCCCACUGACAAUGACGACACACACACCAUCACGUCCAGUCGUAGGAACAGUGAUGCAACAGACAUCAGUCUCAUCUAUCCUAGCUUAAAUGACGAAUACAUUGAAGACAAGGAUCUUGAGCCUUUUACGGAUGAUGAGGUAGAAGAUCUGAUUAAAGACAGUUCAUCCACCAGUUAAAAGUCCAAAGAUCACUGAUAUGAGAGCCAAGCAAUUGUAAAAUACAGUAUUGACCUUGAGAUUCUUUGGACACCUUCAAAGAUACUAAAAGGAAAGAAUGAUACAUAUAUGUGUGUGUGUGUGUGAUAUACAAUUUAUUUACCUAUGAUAGGCAAUUGUCUCCUCAAGAUUUAUGUCACUUUCAGUGGAGAGCAAUACACUAAUUUUAAUUUUAAUCGUAUGCUUCAUAUCUAGUCUGUAAAUAUUCUUCAUCUUAAUAUAAGUAAUUGUAUUCUAUACAGAAACUUUCUAUCGAGUGUAUAUAUUGUACAGUGUUACCUUUAACUGUUCAAAUGCAUGUAAAGCUGCCACAGAGUUGAACAUUAUUGUUCUUAGAGAUAAGUAUCUCUGUACAAACUUCAAGCCAGUUCUUCCCUCGUAUCUUCACGGGGAACCCUCGUGAGGAUAUCUAGACCUCUGGAUUUAUUUACAUUUAUAUUAUAUGAAGUUAGUAGCCCAUCAGUCACUAGCCUAUCCCCUUGUACACUAUUCUUGCCCCUUGUAGACUGUUCUUGUCACUUGCCCCUUGUAGAUUGUUCUUGUCACUUGCCCCUUGUACACUAUUCUUGUCCCUUGUAGACUGUUCUUGUCACGUGCCCCUUGUACACUAUUCUUGCCCCUUGUCCCCUAUACCCUACCUCUGCCUGCUACUAUUUCCUUGUAUGCUAUCCUUCCACAGAUUAUAUAAUAAUUAUAUAUAACUGUCUUAUAGUGCCCCCCCCCCC